AUGAAUGACAUUGAUGCUGAAGUAGUAGCUGCAGCAUGCUGUGGCGCAAUGGACAUGAAGACAGAUUGUUUAUGUUAUGAUUGCAAGUUGGUAUUAUGUAAAUCAUGUUUGGAAAGAGAUCAUGUUGGCCACAAGACAGACAAUGUGGAGAUUAUUAGAGAGAGUCUGUCGAAUAAGGAGACCAAAGUAUUCGAACGAAUGGAUCUGUGGUGCAUGCCAAGAUUGAACCAUCUGUGGCGCACUCUGAAGCAAUGUGUCACGUCACAUCAAUCGUUGCAGCAUACGCACUCGGAUCUAACGCAACACUUUGAACAUCUGAUCAAGGUUAUCAUCACACAAGAGCACAAGAUCAAGACACCCAUCACCGAUCAGUUGUCACGCGUUCAAACAACCAUCAAAGACAUCUUGAACGAGAUACGAGACAUCAAUCAAAUUGUCAACAUGGAGGGUGCCUCCGUGGACGGUGGCCGUGGCGACGACCCCUACGACGACAUGUCUGAACUGAUCGAAUCGAUUGCAUCAUGUGACUCAAUCGAGCAGUUCAUCAACAGUACACAUAAGAUUGAUGAUCAAUCAUCAGAGAAAGAAGGACUUAGUGAUAAUGAACUGCUGAAUAUGAUCGCAGCUCAUAUCAAACACAUGCGACUUGUUCGAUACGGUGCGGCAUCCAGACCUCAAGAGUAUCGUGUCGACACUGAUGUCGCCAAGCUGGACGGCAUAAGGAAACAGAUUGAAUCAUGCUUCAAACUAAUAACAACAUCAUCAAGACGAUCCGAUGGCGAAGACGCUCAAACAAAAUCAAACAUUCUGUCGAUAAAGGGCAGAGAGUGCUCGAUGUACUCAUUGGCAACGACCAAGUGGCAAUCGAUUGGCAAUGUGUUUGACCGAACGUUCAGUGGCGUGUACACCUCGGUCGUGCACGCUCGUGGCCAUGUCUAUGUGUUUGGCGGAUUGGACGCACCAACCACCUAUUCGCGCUACUCACUCGCAGACCAACUUUGUCAGCACACCACCAUCGCCGAUGUCAGUGGCGGCCAAUCGAUUUCUGCGUGCUACGAUGGCGACAGACUCAUCUACCUCGUGGGAGGCUCGAUCAACAACCGAUACUUGGAUCGCGUGGAUGUCUUUGACAUUGACACGCAAAGGUUCAGACAUGUUGGCCAACUACCGUACGGGCUCACAUUCCCUCAGACAUACUUCUACAAUGACACGAUCAUUGUAGUAUGUGGAGCCAUCACAGGUAUAUUGGAGCAUACUGACAUACUAUCAUUCAAUAUCUACACAAAGACUACUGCGGUGCUCUUCAAGGAUGUUCACCGCACCAACUUUGUGACGAGUUGCUUCGAUGAUGAUGACAACAUAUACGUGUUGUCCAAGACUUCGUUCAUGCGCUAUACACUCUCCACCAAACAAGUUAGCAAGCUCAUGAUGGGUCCGACCUAUUGCUACUUGUGUCGCAUUGAAUAUGACGACCUGUUUGGAAUCGUCUACGUUGGAGGUGGUGGCAACAACUAUCGCUACUCUCUCCAAGAUGACAAAUGGACUCGUAUCAAUGACAAUGAUCAUAUCCAAGAUCGUUCAUGGUAUGGAGGU
Acytostelium subglobosum LB1 is the source of this 1593-nucleotide messenger RNA. RefSeq lists its product as hypothetical. Lineage: Eukaryota; Evosea; Eumycetozoa; Acytosteliales; Acytosteliaceae. Gene Ontology annotation, molecular function: protein binding. The record is from RefSeq and is a predicted model, not a curated record. The transcript has a single exon. The annotation marks the transcript as partial.